CCAUCACACUUAAAUAGUGAAAACAAGAUGAAGUCAUCUAAAGCUUUCAAAUACAAGCCCUAUUAUGGGAGAUUUGAGAAGCCCGAAAGUAAAAGAGAUCGUUACAAAUCUACCGAAUAUAAUCAUACAUUUGAAACUCAAGAUAAUUCCACAUUUUCAUCAAUGGAUUCAGCCAAUAAUGAAAAAUGGUUGCAGCAUCUCUUCGAUGCAAUGGCUGAAGACGAAGGUAAUUAUUAUUCAAAUUAUUAUGAAGGUGAAACUUAUGAUUCAAAAAGUAUAGUAGACAAAAUACAAGCUGAACAACAACGGUCAAUACGUUAUGAACAAGCAAAGCAAUUACGCCUACAGGAAAUCAGGCGAGCCUCGUAUUUUGCUAGUUGGAAUCAAUUUGAUAUUAAUGGUCAAUCAUCGAUUGAGUUCAAGGACAUUCCAUGGCCUACUGCCAACAUAAAAAAACUGUCAAAAGGCGACGUAGAGGAUUUUUUAUUAUCAGGUGUUGAGAAUAAUUCCGAAAUAAGAUCAAUCUUACGUCAGGAACAAAUACGUUUUCAUCCUGAUCGUUGGCAUCGAUGGAUUAGACGAAUACCAACUGAAAUACAAAAAAAGAAAAUAAUGGAAACUGUCACUGAAGUCUCUCGUACAAUUAAUGUUCUAUGUGAAGAACGAAUGUAA
Messenger RNA from Scutellospora calospora, 672 nucleotides. The record is from the annotation of a GenBank genome assembly. Lineage: Eukaryota; Fungi; Glomeromycota; Glomeromycetes; Diversisporales; Gigasporaceae.